CACGAUAACGUCAUCUCCGCUACGAGAGCCUACAACCCGGAGGUGGCAAUUCGUGUGUGCUUUCUGUUUUAAAAAAAAAAAAUAGCCACAAAUGUUUUUUUUCUAAACGUUUUCAUGUGGUGUAUCUGCAGAUAUGCCGCGGUACUGCGCAGUGAAAGUAUGCAGGAACCGCGGGGGGACUGCGUCUAGACAAGAUAACAAGAGAAUUAGCUUCUAUCCGUUUCCCUUGCAAGACAAGCCCAGGCUUCAGAAAUGGGUGGACAACAUGAAGAGGGAGGAGUGGACCCCGAGUCGACAUCAGUAUCUGUGCAGCGAGCACUUCACAGAGGACUGCUUUGACAUCCGAUGGGGCAUCCGCUACCUGAAGAACACAGCCAUCCCUACCAUUUUUCCUUCUGUUGAAGAUGAUGGUGAGAAAGUAACCGCCAUUAAAAGAAGCCCCAAAGCCAAAUCCAGGACAUUUGACAUUGAGCCCACUGGAUCUGACUCCCCUCUCAGUAAGAGGCCGCUCAUAUUGAGCAGAACAUGCAAAAAGAUCCAGUCAAGUACAAUGAAUCAUGUUGUCGCGGAACACACAGAGAUGACAGAUCCAAUUCAUGUAGGUGUAUUUGAGCUGCCUCUGAUCUCAGACACCGGCAACUUCUGUCAUUCAAAUCUCUCAGAGAUACAUACUGCUGCUUGUGACAUACCAGGUGACGGUGGGAUGCCAACAGAGCACUGCCUCUCACUGUCCCCGUGCAAUGAGCUCCAUUCUGAAGAGCAGGCUGACUCGACUGUGACUGUGUUGUGCUGUGAGUCACUGGGCUCUUUCUCCAAUGGCGAGGCAAAUGUGGAUGCAGCUGCCCUCCAAGCAGCACUGGGCCAGGCUUUUAGCUUUAUUCCUGUGGAAAUUGUCAAGGAUGAACCUGCAGGCUGCUUUUUAGGGGACAGAGGACCCAGUGAGGGAGAGCACGUUUCGGUUUACGAGCACUCGUACUGCAGACCUGACACGGACAAAGAUCAGCUUUGGAGUAAAAUCUUGGGUUUACAUGCAAAGAUCUUGGAACUGGAUCGCAGGGAAGAGAGCACUGUGGCUAAAAUCCGCACUCUGGAGACUGAGAUAGCCCUCCUGAAGAGGGAUAGUGCUGUUUUUAAGGAGAAGCAGAAAGUUUUAGAAGAUUACAUAUCAUCUGUUUUGCUCUAAUUUUGCAAGUAAUUGACAGCUACAGACUCUGAAAUUAGCUUGUGAAUGUGCAUUUAUUUUAAUUGUUACACUUGAGUCACUUUUGCUAAUAUGUGUCACAUGUUCUAAUACAUUCCAUACAUAAAGUACAGCAGCAGAAAUUGUGUCUGAUUAUACAGCUCUAUUGGUACUCACCCAUUGCUCUCAUAAUUCCAUUUUACAAUUGUAUGUCUGCUUAUGUCCAUGUGGUGGCACUGUAUGACCAUCUUUAUAUGAAGCGUUUUAAAUGACUUUUUAAAGCUCUGGUUUUCAGUGGUUUGUUGCUAUGCAUUACUUAUACAUAUCCAAGGUUUUUCUGUCAGGUGUCUACAGUUUUUACAUGGUCAGAUCUCAGAUGUCAUCAAUAACGUAUUGAACUUGAAAAACUGAAUGUCUCUAUUUCUGUUUUUGUUAUGCAAUGCCAUCAGCUUGUUGAAUUUUAUCGUCACGUUUCUGGUUGUGUGUUAAACAGUUGCCUUCAUUACAGUUGGUGUUAAUACUCAUGAUUUUA
Molecule: messenger RNA, 1712 nt
Organism: Thunnus maccoyii (southern bluefin tuna)
Lineage: Eukaryota; Metazoa; Chordata; Actinopteri; Scombriformes; Scombridae
Product: THAP domain-containing protein 5-like
Exons: 3
Coding region: 134-1183 (349 amino acids)
Cellular component (GO): nucleus
Source: RefSeq, a predicted model, not a curated record